UGAGAAAGAUGUUUCAUUGAGAUUCAAAAUUUAAUAUUGUAGAAUAAUAGAUUGUGCACAGAUUUUUAAGCUUGCUUGACUGUUAUUGAGCUUUGCUUUUGUGCCUUAAUAAUCUGUCAGGUCUGGGAGCUACAGUAUGGACAAGAAGUUUUUAAAUUUGCAUGGUGUGGAAGUUCCAAUUUAUUGGGGCUUAGAUGUUAGGUACACACAAUAUAUACCAAAUAAAAGUUUCCUACAAUUCCUAUUUGAUUUAGUUAAUUUUUUAAUUUUCUGUUUUUGCUAAUUUAUUUUUUAAGUUUUAUUUCCUACAAUGCAUGUUUCUACAAAAAUCAAAUUUCUCCAAAAUCCUUAUAUUAAAGCAGAAUGUCCAGCCAACUACUCGUUACUCAUGUGACUUAACACCUACUAUGCAAUGCAGACAACAUUCUUGUUUUUCAAUUUAAAGCAGGCAGACUCAUCUAAAUUAAACCAUUACCUAAUAUCAAUGCAGACAACAUUGGUAUUUUUAAAUUCAAAGCAGGCAAACUUAUCUGUCUUAAACCAAAAUUCAUAUGAAAUGCAGACGGCAUUAGUAAACUAUAAUUCAAAGUAAGCAGGCAAACUCAUCCAAAUUAUACCAAACUGAAAACUGGGUACAUGCUUUUCCAAUCCAAGUUUUUUUUUUCUAAAAGGAGUAUAAGCUGCAUGACCUAUUUUUUUACUACCUAAAAGAAUUUGGGAACACGACUCAGUAUAAAUAGAGCAAUAAAUUGAUGUUGCUAAACAUAUAGCGUAAGCCAAGGAAAAAAAUAUAAAGAUGCCAGAAUACUGUGUAACAGGGGGUACUGGUUUCAUAGCAGCUUACCUGGUAAAGUCGUUGUUGGAGAAGGGCCAUGUGGUAAGAACCACUGUAAGAGAUCCAGAUGAUAUAAACAAGGUGAGCUACCUUUGGGAGCUUAAUGGAGCCAAGGAGAGAUUAAAAGUCGUGAAAGCUGAUUUAAUGGUGGAAGGAAGCUUUGAUCAGGCUGUAGACGGAGUCGAUGGAGUCUUUCACACUGCAUCUCCGGUGCUUGUUCCAUAUGACAGCAACAUUCAGGCAACUCUAAUUGAUCCAUGCAUAAAGGGAACCGCUAAUGUACUGGGGUCAUGCAAGAAAUCAAGCAGUGUGAAAAGAGUUGUUCUCACCUCGUCAUGCUCUUCCAUCAGAUACGGCGAUGAUGUGCAGCAUAUUUCUCCUUUGAAUGAAUCACAUUGGAGUGAUACUGAAUACUGUCAACGUCACAACCUAUGGUACGCAUAUGCUAAGACUAUAGCAGAGAAAGAUGCAUGGAGGAUAGCGGAGGAAAGUGGCAUUGACUUGGUAGUUGUCAACCCCUCUUUUGUUGUUGGCGCUUUGCUUUCUCCCCAGCCAACCAGUACACUGCACGUGAUACAUAGUAUCAUCAAAGGUCAAAUGGAAGAAUACCCAAACACAACAAUAGGAUUCGUCCACAUAGAUGAUGUUGUAGCUGCACAUAUAUUGGCAAUGGAGGAAACAAAAGCAUCAGGGAGGUUGAUAUGUUCCAGCUCAGUAGCUCACUGGUCUGACAUCAUUCAGAUGCUCAAAGCCAAGUACCCGUCCUACCCAUAUAUAGAAAAGUGUAGCAGUAGAGUUGGAGACAACAACCCGCACAGCAUGGAUUGCAGCAAAAUUAUCCAAUUGGGGCUCCCUCCACUAAAAACACUCGAUCAAAUGUUUGAUGACUGCAUCAAAAGUUUUAAAGAUAAAGGUUUUCUGUGAGAUCUACAAUAUCCUCCUCGUAUCUCCCUGGCAACAUACUUUAGAUGUGUCAAUUAGUGAGAAGUUUUCAAGAUAAAUGUCUUCCAUGAGAUCUACAAUAUCAUAUUCGUAGCUGGCCCCGUCCAAAUACUCUAGAUGUCUUAUGAAUGCUUACUCAUAUCUCUAGACUCCUUUAUUUUCUUCUUAUAUCUUCUAUAUAUCCUGCUGAAAGAAUAAAUAAUGCAAGGCUCUUGUAAUACAGCUUGACCUGAUGAAAUACUGGCAUACUGCUUUUUCUUUA
Messenger RNA from Daucus carota subsp. sativus, 2039 nucleotides. RefSeq names its product tetraketide alpha-pyrone reductase 2. The record is from RefSeq and is a predicted model, not a curated record. Gene Ontology annotation, molecular function: oxidoreductase activity, acting on the CH-OH group of donors, NAD or NADP as acceptor. Bases 797 to 1759 code for a protein of 320 amino acids. NCBI's taxonomy places the organism in Eukaryota, Viridiplantae, Streptophyta, Magnoliopsida, Apiales, Apiaceae. The transcript is spliced from 7 exons.